AAAUUUAUUGACGUGGAUCAAGAUGGUAGUAGUUGCUGUGCUGGAAGUAAUAUCGUGGUAGUAAACAAACUGUUCCUGUUAACGUGUUACGAUUUUAAUUUAAUAAACUGUUUAUGUAUGUUAUUAGGAAAGUUUCAGAUUAAAAUUCAAGCAAGGUAUCUUUGAGGUGCUAGCUCAGAAAUGAAUAGGCCACCACAGUCAUUUCAUGCAAAUCAACAGAAUCAACAACCGUUUUUAAAUAAUCCUCCUCCUGGUCAAAUGAUUGCUGGAGGUCCUCCAUCGCAAGGUCAUAACAGAUAUGCUCCUCCGAAUCUACAGCAUCCACAACAAAUAAGGAAGGAACCUCCUGGUCAAGGAGUUAGACCACCAUUUUCAGGACCGACUACUAAUGGAAUCCCAACUCACAAUGGCAAUACAUCUCCACCUAAUUCCUUGAUGUCAACGCAACAGCAGAUGAUGCCGCCAAUGAGUAAUGUAACACAACAGAUGAGUGGUAUGCAGUUGAAUCCUACGCAGCCUCCACAAAGUGCAUUUUCACCUUAUCGACCAACAGGACCCCCAGCCCAACAGAGACAUACAGGUCCCCCUGCAAAUAGAGGACAGCCACCACAGAUGCAACCUCGACCAUCUAGUCAACUAUACAACCAACACAGAAUGGUACGUCCAGGAGUACCACCUCAAUCUGGUCCACCGUCAGGUCCACCUUCACUUGGUGCCCCAGCUGGAUUAUCUGGACCUUCAUCUUUAAGUGGACCAUCGUCUUUAAGUGGUCCAAUAGGGACAGGACCACCACCCUUAACAAGACCACCUGGUCCUGGUUCUGGACCCACAAAGCCUAUGUACCCUGAACAGAAUAUCCUACAGCAGCCAUCCAACAGCCAACCUGGUUUUAUGAAUCCACAUGGAAUGCAAAAACAGCGCUCUAAUAUGACGGGGCCACCAUCAGGAAUGAUGCCAGGAGGCCCACCUAUAGGACAGGUUCAACCAGGAAUGGCACCACCCCAAAUGGGACAACCCCAAAUAGGACAAUCACAACCUGGGAUGAAACAUCCAGGAAUGGGACAACCAGGAAUGGGACAACCAGGAAUGGGACAACCAGGAAUGCCUCAGUUUUCACAGCCAAUGAGUGCUCCUCACAAUAUGAGUGGAGGUCCAAUUAGCCGUCAACCACCACCUAUGAGUGGACCAGGAAUGACAGGUCCAAUGGGUGCUCCUCAACAAAAAAGAAUUGAUCCUAACCAAAUGCCAAAUCCAAUCCAAGUUAUGAAUGAUGAUCAAGCAAGUUUUGAUGGGGAAAUAUUUACAACAAGUACACGUGGGAAGGUUCCUCCUCUUGUGAGUACUAAAUGCAGGAUACAAGAUGACGGUAAUUGUAGUCCACGUUACAUGCGAUCAUCUGUGUACUCAAUCCCAUGCAAUCAAGAUAUGUUAAAAGAAAGUGGCGUACCCAUGGCUAUAGUUUGUACACCUUUUGCAAGAAUACCAGAAGAUGAACAUCAGUUACGAUAUGUAGAUCAUGGACCAAGUGGUCCUGUGCGAUGUAACCGAUGCAAAGCAUAUAUGAAUCCAUUUAUGCAAUUCAUUGAUGGUGGGAGGAGAUUUGUAUGCAAUAUCUGCAGCCACUCUUCAGAAGUGCCACCAGAAUACUUCUGUCAUCUUGAUCACCAGGGGAGGAGAGUAGAUAUGUAUGAGAGACCAGAAUUAUGUUUCGGUUCUUACGAAUUUAUAGCUACUACAGACUAUUGUAAGGACAGUAAAAUGCCAGAGCCUCCAGCUUUCAUCUUCAUGAUAGAUGUAUCAUACCAAAGCGUGCAACAAGGGAUGGUUAAAAUACUAUCAAAUGAGCUCCACACGUUAUUGGAUAGUUUGCCAAGGGAUGUUGGAAUGGGAGAGAGUUUGAUCAAAGUCGGUUUCGUCACUUACAGCACUCAGCUUCAUUUUUACAAUGUUAAAGCAAACUUGGCUCAACCACAGAUGAUGGUCGUUACAGAUUUAGAAGAUGCUUUUGUCCCACUUUUAGAUGGUUUUCUAGUAAAUUAUAAAGAAGCGAAAGCUGUUGUUGACAGUUUGUUGGAUAUGCUUCCUGAAAUGUUUAAAGACACAAGAGAAACAGACGUUGUGUUAGGACCAGUUGUUGCAGCUGGUUUGGAAGCCCUAAAGAGUGCUGGCAUUUCUGGUAAGCUCUUCAUAUUCCAUUCGUCCUUACCUAUCGCAGAAGGACCAGGAAAAUUGAAGAAUAGAGAAGAUAGAAAAUUGUUGAACACUGAGAAAGAAAAGACGAUUUUGAUGCCACAAGGAAACUAUUACAUGAACCUCGCCAAAGAAUGUGUUAAUAAUGGCGUCUCGUUGGAUUUGUUUUUAUUUCCGAAUUCUUAUGUUGAUGUUGCAACUGUUGGUUUAAUGGUGACUCAAACAGGCGGACAGAUUUACAGAUAUUCGUAUUUUAAGGAGGCAACACAUGGCAAGCAAUUCAUUAGCGACCUUCGCAAAAAUUUCAGUCGUGAACUGGGAUUUGAUGCUAUUAUGAGAUUACGAUGUAGUACUGGUUUACGUCCUGUCGAAUUUUUCGGAAGUUUUGUUAUGAAUAAUACCACUGAUGUCGAACUUGCUUCUAUAGAUUCUGAUAAAGCUAUUGCUAUUGAAAUCAAACACGACGACAAAAUUCCAGAAGACGGCGUCACGUUUGUACAGAACGCUUUGUUAUACACGUCUGUGUCGGGACAACGUCGACUACGUAUUCACAAUUUGGCCUUUGCAACUUGUUCUCAACUAGCAGAUUUGUACAGAUGUUGUGAGCUAGACACCACAGUCAACUAUUUAUCCAAAUAUGCUCUUCGUCAAGUACUGUCGUCCUCACCGCAGGCCAUUAAAGACAAUCUGAUACAGAAGUGUGUGCAAAUACUAGCUUGCUAUCGUCAACAUUGCGCAACACCGUCCACAUCGGGUCAGCUGAUCUUACCUGAGUGCAUGAAACUGCUACCAUUAUAUGUAAACUGUUUAAUCAAAAGCGAUGUGUUGGCAGGUGGCUCAGAAAUGAGUUCGGACGAUCGUUCUUUCCUGAUGCAGGCGUGUCUCUCCAUGUCGCCUGCAGUAUCAUCUGCAUAUUUCUACCCAAGAGUGCUAGCUCUGCAUACUGUUGAUACCGAACACGAGGAAGAUUUGAUACCAGAUCAACUUCGUUGUUUGGGUGAGAAGUUUGAAGACAACGGAGUAUAUUUAUUGGAAAACACUAUAUCUAUGUUUAUCUGGGUUGGCUUACAAACCGAUCCAAGGUUUUUAUCAGAUGUAUUCGGUGUGGGUGGUAUUGGCCAACUUGACAUAGAAAUGACACAGUUACCCGUGAUUGAUUCCCCACUGUCGAAUCGAAUUCGAAAAAUUAUCGAGCAGAUACAAUCACAAAGACAAAGAUAUUUAAAAUUAACCGUUGUACGACAACGCGACAAGCUGGAACCGUGGUUCAAACAUUACAUCGUGGAAGACAAAGGAUUUCAUUCGAGUCAUUUGAGUUAUGUGGAUUUUCUUUGUCAUGUGCAUAAAGAAAUCAGAAAUUUGCUGAACUAAAUUUAGCAGACAUUUGUUAAUAACUGAAUUAAAUAGAAUGAAUAUUUCUUGACGAAUGACUGGAUAGAUGAAUGAAUGAAUGGAUGGAUGGAUAGAUGAAUGAAUGAAUGAACGGAUACAUAGAAGUGUGAAAAAAUUUUAGUCCAUACAGACAAUAUUUAUUUCUUGGUCGCUCUGUGAUCUCUGUCAUGUCUGAUAUAUGUUACACGACCACCACAUGACACAUAGCGUCUUUUGAAUCCUCUGCCAUUCAUUUUUUUUGUCGAGUUAUAACUUGUUUUUAAAAAAGUGCGCUUGCAGGAAAUGUCUGUUUGUUCUUAUGUUCAUUGGGAUACCGUGCUUUCACAAUUUGCAAGAAAUGUUUUUUUUAGCAGACAUUUCUUUAAAAUAUUUUAUUAGAGAUUAACAUUAAAAAUUUAAAAUGUAUUAUCGGCGACUUGUAAAAUAUAUGUCCCUUUUGUGUCUGCUAAAAUGGAUGACAUCAUAACGGUGAUUAUACUUGAAAUAAAUGUUAUUUUUAUCA
This is a messenger RNA of Hydractinia symbiolongicarpus, 4084 nucleotides long. RefSeq names its product protein transport protein Sec24C-like. Gene Ontology annotation, cellular component: endoplasmic reticulum exit site; COPII vesicle coat. The record is from RefSeq and is a predicted model, not a curated record. The transcript is spliced from 20 exons. Lineage: Eukaryota; Metazoa; Cnidaria; Hydrozoa; Anthoathecata; Hydractiniidae. Gene Ontology annotation, biological process: intracellular protein transport; COPII-coated vesicle cargo loading; endoplasmic reticulum to Golgi vesicle-mediated transport. Gene Ontology annotation, molecular function: SNARE binding; zinc ion binding. Bases 181 to 3561 code for a protein of 1126 amino acids.